AUGCCGUUGGCGAUCCCAGUUGUGUCCGGAAUUGGAAAAACCACCUUAAUCCAUAAAGCAUCUGAAGCUUUAAAGUCAUCUGGUACCCCCAUUGAUGGCUUUUACACAGAAGAAGUUAGACAAGGAGGCAAGAGAAUAGGAUUUGAUGUUGUUACUUUAUCUGGAAAACAUGGAAUUUUAGCAAGAAUUGGAAUUGGUCAGUCUGAUGGGAAACAUGAAUACAGAGUUGGCCAGUAUGUUGUGGAUAUUAGUUCAUUUGAGGAUUUUGUACUUCCGACACUGGACUGCAUGCUGAAAAAUGGAAAUUCAGCACAAAAGUCUGUAUGCGUCAUCGAUGAAAUUGGAAAAAUGGAGCUCUUUAGUCAGAAAUUAAUUUUUGUUGUCCAUAAAAUUUUUGCUUCUUCAAAUGCUGUAGUGUUUGGAACCAUCCCAGUACCAAAAGGAAAACCGCUUCCACUUGUUGAAGAAAUUAGACAUCGUCAGGAUGUUAAAGUGCUUAACAUUACAAAAGAAAACAGAGAUACCAUGUUGCAAGAAAUAGUGACCACAAUACGGAACUGCAUAUAGGAAGAUGAGAAGAAAGCCUAAUGUGUGGU
Nanorana parkeri is the source of this 596-nucleotide messenger RNA. RefSeq names its product nucleoside-triphosphatase, cancer-related (gene NTPCR). The transcript has 5 exons. NCBI's taxonomy places the organism in Eukaryota, Metazoa, Chordata, Amphibia, Anura, Dicroglossidae. Gene Ontology annotation, molecular function: ribonucleoside triphosphate phosphatase activity. The coding region runs from base 1 to 567 and encodes 188 amino acids. The record is from RefSeq and is a predicted model, not a curated record.